Molecule: messenger RNA, 1560 nt
Organism: Fraxinus pennsylvanica
Lineage: Eukaryota; Viridiplantae; Streptophyta; Magnoliopsida; Lamiales; Oleaceae
Source: the annotation of a GenBank genome assembly
AUGUUUUGUGGGGUUUUUUUGAAAAGUAAAAGUCUGUUCAAAACUUUGGAGUUUACUAUAUUUUCACAAAUAUUGAGCUGUUGCACCUCUGUAAUUUGUUCUUGUCUGGAAGUUUGUGGAAGAGACUUGGUGUCGGUGUUUAAAGGUCUAUUUGAAGUCAAGGUAAUAAAUUUGAUGGGGGCCAAGAGUUCUACUUCUAGGGAGGGGAGGAGCUGGAGGCAAUCUUCAUCAACUAGGUCUACUUCUUCAUCGUCAUGGAAUCAUGAUUAUUCUCAAUCAUCAGUUUCACAAUAUGCUCAGAAUUACCCUGUCCAGCAACCAUAUUCAGCUGAGGAUCCACCACCGAACCAGUACUAUGCUCCUCCUCCCAAUUAUGGGGUUCCAUACCAAUCACAUGCACCGCAAAAGACGCUCGAUAGGAGGUAUUCAAGGAUUGCGGACAAUUAUAAUUCGUUAGAGGAGGUGACUGAAGCUCUUGCACGUGCUGGCCUCGAGUCUUCAAAUCUAAUUAUUGGUAUUGAUUUCACUAAGAGCAAUGAAUGGACAGGUAAGAGAUCAUCCAAUGGUAGAAGCUUACAUCACAUCGGAAGUGGUUUGAAUCCUUAUGAACAAGCAAUAUCCAUUAUUGGGAAAACCCUGGGGGCUUUUGAUGAAGAUAACUUGAUUCCCUGUUUUGGAUUUGGAGAUGCAUCAACACAUGAUCAAGACGUAUUCAGCUUCUAUCCUGAUGAAAGAUUUUGCAAUGGAUUUGAAGAGGUGUUGAGUCGUUACAGAGAGAUUGUUCCUCAUCUAAAACUUGCAGGACCAACAUCCUUUGCCCCUGUUAUUGAAAUGGCCAUGAGUAUUGUUGAGCAGAGUGGAGGACAAUACCAUGUUUUACUAAUUAUUGCAGAUGGACAGGUUACAAGAAGUGUCGAUACUGAACGCGGUCAGCUAAGUCCACAGGAGCAGAGAACUGUUCAAGCUAUUGUUGAAGCAAGCAAGUUGCCAUUGUCUAUCAUUUUGAUCGGUGUCGGAGAUGGACCCUGGGACAUGAUGAAGGAAUUUGAUGAUAACAUUCCAGCUCGGGACUUUGAUAAUUUCCAGUUUGUAAAUUUCACAGAGAUUAUGUGCAAAAAUGUGCACCAAUCUCGAAAAGAGACAGAAUUUGCUCUUUCAGCAUUGAUGGAAAUUCCAUCUCAAUAUAAAGCAACAAUAGAGCUUAAUUUGUUGGGACAAAAAGGACAUGCCACAGAGAGGGUUCCUCUUCCACCGCCUGUCUAUGGUGCAGCAUCUGGCACCAAUUCAAAACUUGAUCGUGCGACUAGUUUUCAGCAGAGUUCAAGUUCAUAUUAUGAUGCCAACAGUUCUGCGAGUUCAAGUUCAUAUUAUGAUGCCAACAGUUCUGUCGAUGCAGUUCCAUCAGCUCCAAGCUCAACGUAUGACAACCAGAUUUGUGCUGUUUGCCUCAGUAACCCUAAGGACAUGGCAUUUGGUUGUGGGCAUCAGACAUGUUGCGACUGUGGAAAAGACCUUCAGCUUUCUGCUGCUGAAAGACUAACAGAUCCUUUCACGACGUGA